Molecule: messenger RNA, 9822 nt
Organism: Pristis pectinata (smalltooth sawfish)
Lineage: Eukaryota; Metazoa; Chordata; Chondrichthyes; Rhinopristiformes; Pristidae
Product: protein FAM102A-like
Exons: 11
Coding region: 507-1730 (407 amino acids)
Source: RefSeq, a predicted model, not a curated record
GCGGUUGUCGAGGCUGAGGCUGGGUGGGUGCUGACAGGAGGUGGGGAGAGCGCCGGCAGAUGGUGUGAAGAGGGGGUAAGGGAUUCAAGCAGCGCUCGCGGAGCGGGGAGGGAGGGUUAAAACUACCCUCCCUCAUUCACCGGCCGCAGGCAGCAGCCGCCGGACACCAGCGACCUCCGUGGCGUAGGCAGAGCGCCGGUUAGCCGCCUGGAUGCGGUGAGGACGAUGUCAGCCCUACUCUGCGCCGAUGCCCUGCUUCGAGGAAGACCGCUGUGGGCCCAGCGCCGACCCCUGGGUAACCGCACCUGAUUUUCGCUCCAGUCUCGCAGACCCGGGCUCCGUACCGGCCUUCAGCCUCCGCGGCCGUUCGCUUUUUGACCAGCGCGCCUCUUGCCCACCUCCUUCCUUUGGGUUGCCAAGUUCUCGGACCGUGACUGGGUAACGGGACGCCUUUGGGGGAGGGGGGGGGGAAGAUAAACGGAUCGUGGGAGAUCGACCGUCCGCCCAUGGCUUUCAUAAUGAAGAAGAAGAAAUUCAAGUUCCAGACCAGCUUCAGCUUGGAGGAGCUGGCCGCCGUCCCCUUCGUCAACGGUGUGCUUUUCUGUAAGAUCCGCCUCUUGGAUGGAGGGGAUUUCACCCAGCUUUCAUCCAGAGAGGAAGUUCAGGAGAAUUGUGUUCGUUGGAAGAAAAAAUUUAUUUUCAUCUGCAAGAUGAGUGCAAAUCCAGCAACUGGUGUACUGGAUCCUUGUAUUUGCAGAGUAUCUGUACGUAAGGAACUGAAAGGUGGAAAGGCGUUUUCUAAGCUUGGGUUCGCUGAUCUCAAUCUAGCGGAGUUUGCAGGGUCGGGCUCCACUGCACGCUGCUGUUUAUUAGAGGGUUAUGACACAAAGAAUAUGCGGCAGGACAACUCCAUCCUUAAGGUCACUAUAGGUAUGCAGCUGUUAUCAGGAGAUCCAUGCUUCAAAACGCCUGCAUGUACUGCUAAGUCCAUCUCAAUUCCAGGUCAAGAUAGCUCCUUGCAGCUGGACUGUAAAGGAGAUGGGACCACAGGUAAUAAUGUUGCCUCUGGGGGCUUGAAUUCAGUGAGGCAGCCAAAACCUCGGCCUCCACUCAGCUCAGGCCUGACUGAAGAUGCUGAUCAGACCCCACCCAGCCCAGACGAAGUGUUUCAAACUGGUCAUUCCCGGAAUUCCAGUUAUGCCAGUCAACAUUCUAAAGUGUCAGGUUACAGCACUGAGCACUCCCGGUCCUCUAGUCUCUCAGACCUAACUCACAGGCGGAAUACGUCCAGUAGUAGCAGUGCAUCUGGAGGGCUCAGCAUUACCAUUGAGAGCACAGAAGGAGAGAAGGAACAUAAAGUGGAGAAACCACCACGGCCUCCAAGGCCAGCACUCCCACCUGACAGGCCAUCCAGGUACACAGCUGUUCUGUUUAAAAGAGGUAGUUCCCUAUCUCUGGAUAGUGCACAUCCUGAUAGCAGGACCCAUAGAAGGCGGAAAAAGGAAACUGUGGAAAAUCAGCCCACUUGGGUUGAUGACACCAGAAUCGAUGCAGAUGACAUUGUAGAAAAGAUAGUACAGAGUCAAGACUUCACAGAUGUCAGUAAUGCUGAAGACAGUAAUCUAAGGUUGUUUGUGAGCAGAGAUGGAACAACAGCACUCAGUGGCAUUCAGCUGGGAAACAGGGUGUCAGCAGGUGUCUUUGAGCCUGUUGUUAUUGAGAGCCGUUGAGAAGUUUCUGGGUCGCUCUGAAUCUACUAACCACUUUCCAUUCAAGCUCCUUGUCUACUGCACAUCUAAUCUUAUCGCCAGGUUAUGCUGCCCACCCAUACAGCUGGACUGGAGGAGGAGGGUGGCUGUUUCUAUCCAAUAUCCCUAAGUAUUGGCAGAUGUUGAUUCACACUGCAUUGGAGUGAUAGGCAAUUGGUUUUAUGUUGCAAAAUCUACUAAACCAAUGCUGGGAUUGAAUUUUAGGUAAAACAUUUUUUGACAUUGAAAACUUAUUUCAGAAAUCCUUUUAAACACAAUAUUUAAAUACCAAAGCCAUUUGGCUGUGAUCAUUUGAAAAGGGGGUAGCUUUUUUAUAAAACGCUGUGGCAUAAAUUCAUGACAAACCAGAGCAUGUAUAAAAGAUCUCUCUCCCAAGAAGUUUGCAGACCAAGGUUAUGAGCAGCAUGUUAGUCCAUGAAUCUUUCUUUGACUGUGAUGUUAAGAAAAAAUUACUUCUCAAUGCCCUUAAAGAUUUUAAUUGUGUUUACCCCAAACAUCAGUGUGUAGCAGAAUUUCUAGUUAGGUUUAUGUGGACAAAUUUGAUUGUGAUUCUGAUCACAAGAAAAGCACACAAGUUUUCCUUUAAUUUUAAAAAUUCCACUACCGUGAUUUUUCACAUCAGAAUCAGCUGUCAGGAAAAGGUGGAGCUAUGCUUAAUUAUAAGCAUAAUGAUCCAAUUCCAUUUAAAACUCUGAUCAUUCCAAUUUCAAAUUGAUGAGUCAACCAUGACGCCACUAAAGUAUGCUUAAAAUACUAUGAAGUCUUUGCACUGAGUAUUUGAGUAACCUUUGGGUGUUGGAUUUCUCCUGAAAUCAAGUUAUAGGAUGUUAUUUUGUUUUGUUUAGUAGUGACUUUAUUCAUGUCUUCUGAUGCUUCCUAUGCUAGUCAGGGACUCAGCAACUUUGUGCAGAUAAUUUUUCUUUUAAUAAUGUAUGUUAAAGGGCAUAUUUCUUUUUAGGCAGGGAGCCAGUUCAUUCAUCUUCACUUUUGUUUUAAAUCUUUACUGAAGAGGAGAAAAAUCAAAUGUAUUUUAACCUGUACUUUAUGAACACUUACUUAAAGGACAAUGGCUGCUUUUAAAUAUUUAAGGAAAGAAAUACAUUUAAGUAGCACCUAAUGCAAUUACAAUAACCUAGUCAAAAAUUAUUCAGAGGUAAGAGUAUAUUCGGCAGUAACAAGUGACGGAUUACUGAACCAGAUAUUUGAACCCUAAUAUUACCUUUUGAAUUGCACCCAUAUGUCUAUAAAACCAAUGGGAAGUCCUCUCUUUGCAGAAGAUAUUUUCUUAAAACUGCAUUAUAUUUUGAACAUUGACUGCUGUUCUAAAAUUGGGAUUAUCCUGAAAGUCCAUUGGUAAGUGUCCUUUAUUACAGGCUUUUUGUUUGCUUAAAAUGGUUUCUUUCCAAAUCAAAUUCAUUUUCCAGAAUUGAUUCUGGACCAGUAGGAUAAAAUUAAAUACACCGUUGAUCUGAGACCAAGUUAAAGAAAUGUCACAGAAUUCUGAUGCAUAGCAUUAAUAACUAUUUUGCCAACAACAUGGCUACUGGAACACUUCAUUCUUGCCAAUGCAAAGAUCUAGUGAUGAAAAUUCUAUGUUCCAGUACUGCAAUACAUUCCCGUUAUCUACUGCUUAACUCUGGCAGACUGUGAGUGAGUAUUCUAAUUGUCCAGGUCUUGGACUUCGCAGUUCUGAGCCAGUUUGCUGCCAUCAGCAUUGUUGCCUCUGAUGGAACAAAUGACUCCAAUCACUUAUGUCUAGAAGCUUCAGCUCUUUUGUGAUGUCAUUUUCUGCUCCUGAAUAUCUUGGCAUUGGUUAGCUAUGCACUUUGAGGAUUUGAACAUUUUCUGCACCAUUCACGUCGUCUCGCUAUUGCAUGUCACCUGUGAAUAUUGUGGCUUGAUUGACGUACUGUGAAUGGUUCACGUACAUGAUUUGUAUCUGUGGUAUAUUGAGGCCUAGAACACAAGGCUGCAAUGAAUAAAAUGUCCUGAUUUUUUUUGUACUGUUUUAAUAACUGUUCUGUAAUAACUAGUAUAAGAAAACACUUUAGCUUGUUAUCUUUGAAUGCAUAGUAAAAAUUAACAUUUUACCUGCUGAGGCAUAUUUAAGUAACGUGGGCAGCAGGUUCACAGAUGAUUAAACAUACUUUCUAAGUCUGCAUAUUUGUUUAAAUAAUCUCUUUGGAACAAUUGUUUAGCCACAGUAAAGGUUCUCUAAACAGUUAAAGAAUGCCCAUUUGACCAGCAUGCAUAUGUAAUAAAGGUAGAAAAAAUGGUGAUGUUUGAACAUAGUGUUGCUGCUGGAACUCCUAGGGCAACCCAGUCACCAUGUCGUGUUCCACCACAACAAAAUUGGCUUCUAGAUUUUCACAUUCCAGGAUGAGGUUAAGCAUGCUUGUAUGCAGAGUGAAGCUUUGAAGAGUACUAGUAUUUUUUUUCCAUUUUCCCACUACUGAGAUAGAGAAUUGCUGUCACAUUAGAGCAUGUUUGUAUUGUGCACAUUUAAACCAGGAAUCUUCUGGUAAUUACCCAAAUUUGUUGACCACAAGACCCUUACAGACAAAAAAUUGAGCUGAAUUCAAACUUGAGGCAUUUGGGUGAAAGUAGGGUCAACCAUCCAAAGCUUAAGAGUUUUAGAAACCCACUUCCAUGAUACAAAAUGAUUAGAGAAAAAGUUAUUAUAAAUGGCUUCUGAUGUAUAUGUGCAUCCAUUUAUACAACUUGAGGCUUUAAUGGCUGCGUUUAGUUCAAGGUUGUAGGCUACUUAAUAGAAAAAAGAACAAGUUUGACAUAAGGACAUCUUUAAUCUGUUAAUUGGAUUGAAUUGCAUAUUCACACCUAUUUUGCACUUUGGUACAAUUGGUUCUUGAGCUGACCCCAACCUCCUCCACACCCCCUCCCAUUGUCCCCACCCUUCCCCUCCAAUAUUUCCAAUUUACGUUUUACUGGGAGGACACUUUCAACAUGCAUAAUUAAUGGUUUUGGGCUAAUCCUCUGCAGCAGGUGUCUGUCUGAAACUCUUGAGUAAGGUUAAAAUACAUUGAAGGCAGGUGUUUGUGUAAUCCCCCUUUCUAAGUAACAACGUUGUUGCAUGCCACACACAAUAUAGAACAAUAGCUGCCAAAGGUGUUUAAUCUUAGCAUAAAAGUGUGUUUUACAAAUACACUCUGUACAAAUUAUUUUUUUGUUUAAUUUUUUGGGGGAUCUGGAUGAUGCAGGCAAGUCCAUCAUUUAUUUCCCAUUCUUUAUUGCUCUUCAGAAGAUGUGGGUGAUCUGUUGCCUUUAACAACCACUGCUGGUGAAGGUAUUCCCACACAACUGAGAGGGAAGGAAUUCCAGGAGUGAGACCAGGUGACAGUGAUGGGACAGUGAUGUUUUCCCUAAUCAAGAAGGUGUGACCUGGAGGGUAACAUGCAACUUGUGGUGCUCCCAUGCACUUGCUGCCCUUGUUUUUCUUGAUGGUAGAGUUUGUAGGUUUGGGAAGUGCUUUUGGAGUGGCCAAGGCAAAUAACUGCAAUGCACUUUGUAGAUUGGUACACAUUGCAGCCACUGUUCGCAGGUAGAAAAGGGAAUGAAUGUUAAGGAUAGAGGAUAAGGUACCAAUCAAGUGGACUACUUUGUCCUGGAUGGUGUUGAGCUUCUUGCAAAUUGUUGGAGCUGUUUCAUCUAUGUAAAUAGAGAAUAUUCCAUCCAUGUGCCUUGUAGAUGGUGAAAAGGCUUUAGGGAAUCAGAAAAUCGCUCACAGCAGGAUAUCCAGCAUCUGACCAACUCUUGCGGUCCCAGUAUUUGUGUAGCUGGGCCAGUUGCUUUUCUGGUCAUUGGUGACUUGCAGGAUGUUGAUGGUAGGGGACUCAGUGAAGAUAAUGCCAUUGCAUGUCAAAGAGAAAUUAUUAGACUCUUGUUGCAGGUCACUGCUUGGCACUUUUGAGAUGUGACUGUUACUUGCCACUUCUCAGUCCAUGCCUGAAUGUUGUCUGGGUUUUGCUGUAUGGAGGCAUUGAUUGUUUCAUUUGCUGAGGAGUGUGCAGUCAUCAGCAAACAUCUUCACUUCUGACCUUGCAAUGGAAGGAAGAUCAUUGAAGCAGCUGAAGAUAGUUGGGUCAAGACAUGGUUCUGUGGAGCUCCUGUGCUGGUGUCCUGGACUUCAAUGACCACAACCAUCUUCCUUCUUGCAAGGUACAACUACAGUCAUUGGAGUUUUCCCCUUGGUGCCAUUCACUUCAGUUUUACCAGUGCUCCUUGAUGUCACACUUGGUGAAACGCUGCCUUAAUGUCAGUGCAGUCACCCUCACUUCUGGAAUUCAGCUGUUUAGUUCAUGUUGGGGCUAUGUUGAGAUUUCGAGCCAAAUAGUCCUGGUGGAACCCAACCUGGGCAAUGGUGUGGAUGUUAAUGGUCAGUAAAUGCCGCUAGAUGGCAUCAUCACCAACACCUUCCUUCACUAUGCUCUUGAUUGAGAGUAGACCGAUUGAAUGAUAAUUAGCCUGAUUGGAGUUGUCCUUUUAUUUUGUGAACAGGAUGUACCCAGACAAUUUUGUCAGGUAAAUGCCUGUAUUGUGACUGUUCUGAAACAGCUAGGCUUGAAGCACAGCUGGUUCUGAAGUGCUUGUUCAAUAAAUGCUAUAGAUUUGAUACCCAAUAUUUUCUAGUUAAUUCUCCAUACUGAAUUGCUGCACAAAUUGACAAUGAUAGUGGAAAAAAAAAUUAAUUUUACGUAGUCAAAGAAAAAAUUGUUAAAUACUUCAUUACUGGUAGUUAUUUGUUCUAAGUUUUUCUAAUAACAAGUGGUCACCAGCAUCAGUAUUUGAUACAGUCAAGAAAAUGGCCAGCAAUUUCAAGACCCCCAUUAUUUCAGGAAUUGACUUAUAUACCAUUAAGUUUUUGCUUUGUGUCAUAUGUCUAGAUAUAGAUCUAAAGCAGAUUUCUUUUUUUUAAUGUCUUUGAAUUUUGAAUCAGGAUCCUACAGUACACACAAACAGCAAUGUGUUAUUAUAUCUUGCAAGUAUUUCCAUAGAAAAUCUGUUGUGUAACUCCUUGUGCAUCAAAGUAAUCGCACAUAUGUAAGUGUGUGUGCUUAUCUGAUGUACAUCCCUUUCCCUUUUGAUUCUUUUAUCAAAAGAAGUUCAUGAACUUUUCAGGUGGUGUUGAAACAAAUGUUUUCAGCGACAACAAAACUGACAUCAAGGUUUCAAAUUAGCAACCCUUUUAUUAUGUUUUAAUAACAUUGAUUAUUGGAGAUUAGGGUAUUCUUUUUAAUCAAAGUUUAAAGUAAAUUAUUUUCUAAUGAAACAUUUGAAUGAAAGCCACAAUGAAAAUUGUGGCUUGACGUUGCCAUUAAAAUACUCAAUUAUAUUCAACCAAAGCAAAGAAUUGCUAACUAAUGUAGUACAGCAGCCUUUUAAUUCUUUAUCUUAGAACCCCUCCAAGUCUUUUCAUUCCAGUUUAGUUUUUUGUGGUGUUCCUUUGUUGAGAAGUUGGUGGGUGAUAUUUACCAGCUCUCUUCCCUUACCUUCUGAUGCCACAGCAGCAUUAAAGUACCAAACCACCUCCAAGAUCCUUGUGUAAGUGAUCAGACAAGCCAGGGAUCACGGAAGGCAAACCUAAAAAGCAGUCUCCACAAUGGAAGUUGCAUUUGCUUAAAAUCACACAAAAACAGUAACUUUAAAGGGAAGGCAUGAUAUUUUGGUUAAAACAAAAUAUAACACUGGGGUUCCUUGUUAAUGAAGAGAAUGCAUUGCACCAACAAAUGUGAGUUCCCAAAAGACCACUAUUGACUCGAAGAAACUUUGCUUUUGUUGGAUAUGGUAUAUGAGUUUGCUUUAUUCAGUCCAUGAUUAAGAUACUAUAUUAGCUAUUAAUCCAUUUUAGAGCUCAGGUGUACUGCUUUUUCCAACUUCUUUUGCCAAUCAAACAUUUACUUUUAAAGUAACUGUUUAGUGAUUGUUUUUACUUGUGAAACUGUCCAAUUUUUGACCACUGUUGUAGGAACUCUUUGUUUGUAUCACAGUACUUGCAACCAGCAGGCUGGUUGUGUUCUGUUUUUUUUUGCCAUGAGUUGUUUGCCUAAAAUCAAGGGCAUCUCCCUGUGUGACAUUUUAAGUGUUUAGAACAUUGCAUUUAAGUGUUGAUAUAUGUUUCUGAUUUUCUUUUCUAAAAGGCAGCAUUUUUUUUGGUAUUACAAUGAAUGAGAAUUUAUACUGGAUUGUUGUAACCUCCUCUGACUAAAGAUAUUUGGAUAAUGGAGUGCCAUCUAGCCACACUGAUGAAGGUAGUCUCUGCCCAGUUACGAUAAUGAUGAAUAGUUGAGGCAUUGUAGUUGCCCUAUUUAAUUCCCAUGGUAAAUCCAAAGCAGUUAACACAAUAUUGAUAAAUGUAACAAAGGUUUUCUACAUCACUUUAAGAUAUUGCAGCACAACUGAAAGCGAUUGAUUAAGAUAAGGGUUGGCUGCAAUUAGUUGCACUAGUUAUACAAUGCUUUCUAUGGAUGGAUGUUAUACAUUAUUUGGACUGGGAAGGGAUUGGUAGAUGACACAGUGAUAAAUCAAAGUCAAACUUAAAGCCAUUAAACCCUUUUGAUCCUGUUAUUUUCUAGUACCUCCACUUGUUUCUUCCCUCUUUUGAAGAGGGGUUGAUGCCUCUUCAACAGAGAGCAUGGUUGUGAUGCAUAUCCAUUCCACAUAGCAUUGUCUGUAUAGGUCUUCUAUCGUGCACACCAGAAUUUCAUACUUGAAUGGUUUACAGAUGAGUAAAAGAUGAGAACAAGACCUGAACAGAUGCUUCAUACUAUUUUGAUAGUCAUUUGUUUCAAACUAAUUUAUGCAACUUGAGUUAGUGGUUUGUGUGAGGGAGAUGUUUUGAGUUGAGAUUCUGUGUUUCAUUAAGAAAUAAAAGGAACUAGAAGUAGAUUUUAAAAAAUCAGUUGAAAAGAGACCAGAGUUAAAUUUAACAAAAAUGCAUACAAUUUCCUAUGCAGUUUUUGUAAAAAAAAGUACACAGCUAAAUCCAUUCUAGCAGAAUAGUUGAUUAAGAACUUGCAAGCUAAUUGUUAUAAAAUGGCUCGGUGCUUUCAAAAUGAGAAAGAAGUAAGGGAAGAAUUGAAAUCCACUGUAUGCUUCAUGGACCACUGCUGAUCUGUGUUCUGGAGGCUUGUUAGUUAUUUAAAAGUAUAGAGCAGGUUUACUGAUUACUUCGCAAACUCUGCAGUGGAUGUUUUAUUUCAAAGCUGGUUAUUAAGUGUACUGCUUUAUAUUGGCUAUUCAAUUACUUCUCUGAAUUUUGCUUGUUCCUCAAUUUUCUUCAGGUUUGUGGUAUUUCUAUAUUACAUAUGAGAGAAAUGGGGUACUUCAUGGAUUCUAAAACUAGCAAGCAACCUUAAAAUUAGACUAUUUUCAAAAUUAUUGUUUUAGGCUCCAUUUUUAUUUACUCAUUAAAUGCCAACACAUAAACCCUAAUGGAUUGCUGAAAGGGACAAUGAUGACCUGUCUGGGUAGAACAUUAAAUAAAUUGAAAUAAAUUUCUCUUAUCAACUCCUUUUAAGCAGCUCUUUUUGGGGCAAAUGAUUUGUGGUUAUCUGGCACUCCAUUUGUCAUAAGUGAUACUGUAUAUUUCUGAAUGGGAUUUGAAGCUAUGCAUUGAGAGUCCAGGCCCUUCAGUAGAUGGAUUUAACAUUUUCUGAAAUGACCUAACUCUCAACUAAAGUUGAAUGAUGAAAAAAGAUUUUUAUGAUUUUGUUAAAAAAAAAGGUGUAACAGAAUGUAUUCCAAAUGAUAUAUUUAGACACUUAUUUUUGUGAUUCAAUGGAGGUGGGUGUACAGGUUUCUUAAAUGCCCAGAGGAUGCGGAAUUUAUAGAAAUGUUUAUCAGCUGGAAUAUUGUAUAACAUUUAGAUAUGUUUAGAAUGCACAAUGUACUGUAAUUGGUUAAAAGAUAUUUGUAUUAAGGUUAUUUGUUUCAUAUUUUAAAGUGUAAGUAUAGGACAGUAUCAUGUAAUACUGUGUUUUCUGGGAAAUGGUAUUGGGUACCUGUAUUAACAAUAAAAGCUGUUAUUUUGUGUUUA